AUGUGCAAUGAAAGCUUUUAUAUUGGGUUUUGCUGUUUGGCUGCUCAAUUAUGUGAAUUCGAUGCUCGGGGGUGGCAUAUUGUUUCUUCUUCUGGGUGGUGUGCUGCCGAUCAGUUUUGUUUACUUGAAUUUUGGGAAUAUUCGUGGGUUCCCCUUUCUUUCGAUGUUUAUUUGCUUUUUUUUCAAAAUGGUGAAGGAACUGCUCAUCUGAUUCGAUUUGGACUUGGAGAAUCCUGGGGCUUCCGAUUUUCACUGCUUCGGCUUUCCAAUUCAACUACCAAUUUUUUUUCUUUCUCUUUUGCAUUUGAUUGCUUCUUUCGUGUCGGCUUCUCCAAUCCUAGCUCAAGGGCUCUGAUUUUUAGUUUCUGUAGUUUGCAAGGUGGGGCAGGAACUGUUCGUUCUGUUUGUCCGUUUUGCCUUCCUUGCUAUACUUGGAGCACAGAAAGUCAGGUGUGAGAAAUGGGAACGGGUGAGAGUGAGGACGGAGGUAGGCCAUUGCCGAAAUUCGGGGAAUGGGAUGUUAAUGAUCCUGCUUCAGCCGAGGGAUUUAUCGUGAUCUUUAACAAGGCUAGGGAUGAGAAGAAAACCGGUGGCAAACCCGAUUCUCCAGGAGGAAAGGGAGAUCCUCAUACUAAGGCUCCAAUGGAGCAUGGAAAGCCUCCUGGUAAGAAAUGGUUCUGCUGCAUCCAAAGUCCAGCCGCGGAAGCUUGACAAAUUUAUUGGCUGCAGAAGAAGCUGCUUCAUGGAACUGUUAUGUCGUCCCACCAUAUAAAUGUUUUUUCAAGAAGAUGAUAGGGGAGCUGUAGAGCGGGUGAUGAAUCCUCCUGGAGUUCGUUGUUCUUUUUCUUUUCUUCGUUUGGGUGUUGUGAAAACUGCGGGUUUUGGUGAGGGCAAAAGAAAAAUGAUUUGAAAUGCAAAGGUCAUUUGUAUCUUGUAAAGAUGCACUUUAUAUAUAUGGUCAUCCAAUCUGUUAUUUCCAUUUUCCUCAUGCUAUGAGCUUGUAGAGAGCUUUUGUGAUAUCUGCCCCUCUGAAUUCUUUCUUCUGUACUGGUGUCAAUUGGUUUUCGUUGCAAUAUAUAACCUUAUUCUUUCCAGGUUACUCUUUUGGCCACCUAAAAGACUCUGGUCUUGCUCAAAUUCAAACAGAUUUCUGUGG
Molecule: messenger RNA, 1156 nt
Organism: Linum tenue
Lineage: Eukaryota; Viridiplantae; Streptophyta; Magnoliopsida; Malpighiales; Linaceae
Source: the annotation of a GenBank genome assembly